Molecule: messenger RNA, 1389 nt
Organism: Neltuma alba
Lineage: Eukaryota; Viridiplantae; Streptophyta; Magnoliopsida; Fabales; Fabaceae
Exons: 6
Coding region: 37-840 (267 amino acids)
Source: RefSeq, a predicted model, not a curated record
UAGCAAGGGACACUCACUGCUUUCUUUGUGCUUUCCAUGGCUUCCUGUGUGUUUCUUACGGUUCCUCUCUGUCUCCUUGUCUACAUCGUCUCACUUCACGUUUCGGCGGAGGUCAUCCUUGAAGAUGGCUACACGGUGACCACCGUCAUCGACGGUAACAAGCUCAACAUCUACCCUCAUUCCGUGCUUCAGCUUCCCGGAUCGUCCGAUCUUCUCGUUCUCGAUCAUGUCAAUAGUGCUUUCUAUACCGUACAGUUUCCCACAUCCCAAGAUAAUGUUGUUAAAAGGUUUGCUGGUUCUGAAGCGGGAUAUUCGGACGGUGGGGUAGGUUCUGCUCAAUUUGACAAACCCAGAAGCUUUGCUGCUGAUUUGAACGGGAACGUGUAUGUUGCUGAUAGGACCAACCGCGUUAUCAGAAAAAUAAGCCGCUCUGGGGUAACCACAAUUGCUGGGGGUUUCUCACGUGAGAAAGGUAGAAAAGAUGGGCCAGCCCAAAAUGCAACAUUUUCAGAUGAUUAUGAGCUAGCAUUCAUUCCUAGCAGAUGCCUUUUACUGGUUUCUGAUCAUGGCAAUCGAUUAGUUCGCCAAAUUAAUUUGAAGAAGGAAGACUGUACUCCUCCUCAAUCAGGGCUUGGUACAGUGCGUGCUUGGACUCUGGGUGUGGUGCUUGGACUCCUGUGCCUGGGCGUAAUCUAUUUUGUUGCAGUCCGCCCUUGUAUCAAUUCUCGUACAGCAAGGCUCCAGGGUCGUCUUGAUCAUGGGGACAUGGAAGAACUCCCUAAUCAAUCUGGGGAAGAUAGUAGCGACACACUGCUUCGCCAUCAAAAGCGAAGCUGUUAACAGUAAUAUCUCUUCAUUUAUAAGCUUCUUGAAGAAACUCUGGAGUCUGAGUCUCUCUCAUCUUUUUCUUAUGUUUAGAAUAAACAGAGCAGCUUCUCCUAGACCUUGCAUUGAGCAAAGGCCUCUGAUAGAUUUAGAUUCCUACAGUUGUGAGGUAAAAGAGCCAAGCAAGUACGAUAAUCAACUGAGAGAUUUGAUUAGUGCAGACUGCAUUGGAGCUGAUAACAUAGAGAAAGAUGAUGACGUGGGCUUUGCAGAGACACCAAAAGAUAGAGUUUUACUGCCAGAGUCGUCUAUGAGUAGUAACUAUGGUUUGGUGAAGAGGAGAUGAGCAGUUGUUUAUAACUCAACUUUCUAGUCUAUAUUAUGUAACGUGUGUGCAUAAACUUACCACCUAGGACCAUCAGCUUAGAAUUCUGUCGGUUAAAUUGCUUUCACUUCUCUUGGAUUUACUCUAAAAGCGAGUCUAUAAGUUAAACAUGUUUUUGUUUAGUAUGACGGUAUUAUUGUAAUUAUUAGUAUUAGUAGUAAUAAUUGCAGGCAAAAAAA